AUGGAGCGGCGGAGCGGGCCCGGGCUGGCGGCUCUGGGCGCUUUGGGCCGCCGGCUGCUCUGGGCUCUGCCCGCUUACGCCGCGGGGCUGCUGGGGCUGGGCGCUGGCGCCGUGGUGCUCGCUCUGGCGCUCUACGCGGGCUGGCGGCGGCGGCGGCGCGCCCGGGAGCGCGGGAUGCGCGCGGCCGAGCGCCUGCAGCGGGACGAGGAGGCGGCCGUGCGCGCCGCCGCCGCCGGGCUGGGCGCGGCCCGCGGGGAGCUGCCGGCCUGGGUCAGCUUCCCGGAUGUGGAGCGGGCGGAAUGGCUGAACAAGGUCCUGGCGCAGGCCUGGCCGUUUUUCGGGCAGUUCAUGGAGAAGCUGCUGCAGGAGAACGUGGCCCCGGCCAUCCGCGCCUCCAGCGCCCACCUGCAGACCUUCACCUUCACCAAGGUGGACAUGGGCCAGAAGCCCCUCCGUGUCCUGGGGGUCCGAGCCCACCCUGGAAGCCACAAGAAGCAAAUCCUGCUGGACCUGAACAUCAGCUACGUGGGUGACGUCCAGAUCGACGUGGAGGUGAAAAAGUUCUUCUGCAAGGCGGGGGUGAAGGGGAUGCAGCUCCACGGGAUGCUCCGGAUCAUCCUGGAGCCCCUCCUGGGGGACGUGCCCAUCGUGGGGGCGCUCAGCAUGUUCUUCAUCCGCCGCCCGGAAGAAAUGCAAGGUUCCCGCGCCGAGCACGCGGGAUGA
Hirundo rustica (Barn swallow) is the source of this 723-nucleotide messenger RNA. Its product is annotated as extended synaptotagmin-1. Gene Ontology annotation, molecular function: lipid binding. The record is from RefSeq and is a predicted model, not a curated record. The transcript has 7 exons. NCBI's taxonomy places the organism in Eukaryota, Metazoa, Chordata, Aves, Passeriformes, Hirundinidae. The coding region runs from base 1 to 723 and encodes 240 amino acids.